CGAGGUUCCUGUUGCCGGCGUUGCCUCUAUUGUGACCCUCGGGUUUGAACUCCCCUCAGUGCCACUGUCACAAAGCAGAUUUUCUCUUCCCCGUCUUAACAAGAAAAGAUUUACCAGCCAAACCCUCUUAGAGAUUCUUGUUUGCCGUUCCCGGGAGGAAUCGCUGUAUCUGGGGCAGCAGGAAGCCAUGCCUUGAGCGCCGUGCUUUAGAGACACUUCACUGGGGAAGCAGCUCCCGUGAAAUCCGCGGCUCCGGCGAUGUUGCCAGAGCUGUAGGGAGAAAGAGCAGCCUGGAAAGCAGCUCGCAUGCAAAACAUUAACAUUCUGUGCUGCCGGGAGUCUGACGAGGCCGGCUCCAAGUGGGCAAAGGAUCGGGGGUACGAGUGGCGGAGGAUUGCACGAACAGCGUGAAUGACAGAGGAGGUGCCCCCGACUGCACUGACGGACGUGAACCUGCGCCUGCUGUGCCACGAUGACAUAGACACAGUGAAACAGCUCUGUGGAGACUGGUUCCCAAUAGAGUACCCUGACUCAUGGUACCGAGAUAUCACCUCCAACAAGAAGUUCUUUUCCCUCGCAGCCACGUACAGAGGCUCCAUCGUGGGCAUGAUCGUGGCGGAGAUCAAGAGCAGGACGAAGGUGCACAAGGAGGAUGGAGACAUCCUAGCUUCCAAUUUUCCUGUGGACACUCAAGUUGCUUACAUCCUAAGUCUUGGAGUGGUGAAGGAGUUCAGAAAACAUGGAAUAGGUUCACUCUUGCUGGAGAGUUUGAAGGACCACAUCUCCACCACUGCCCAGGACCACUGCAAAGCCAUCUACCUGCACGUCCUCACCACCAACAACACAGCAAUAAACUUCUAUGAAAACAGAGACUUUAAACAGCACCACUAUCUCCCCUAUUACUAUUCCAUCAGAGGGGUCCUCAAAGAUGGCUUCACCUACGUCCUCUACAUCAACGGCGGGCACCCACCCUGGACAAUCUUAUAUCCUUUACAGCACAUUGGAUCCACACUAGCCAGCCUGAGCCCGUGCUCCAUUCCCCAGAGGAUAUACCGGCAAGCCCAGAGCCUCCUGUGCAGCCUCCUGCCCUGGUCUGGCAUCUCUGCCAAGAGCGGCAUCGAGUACAGCCGGACGAUGUGACCGCGGGGUGUGCGGGGAGCCCAGGGAAUUCGCAUUCUGAUCGUGUUUACUUGAGCCCAGAGCCCAACAGAAGGUGGAAUGUGCUGUCCUUCUCCUUUUCCCAGAUAUUGGAGCAGCGUGCAAGACCCUCAGAGACUGAGCCCUCAGUGUCCCAGCCCAGGAACUGGAAGCCCAUUUGCUGCCAGUGCCAUUGCAUGUCCCUGACAUUCCCAGCACUGUGGCUCCCCUGCACGCUUGGAGAGACCUGUCAUUAACACCUGCUUUCCCUACAACACCUGCCCUCUUUUCUUUCCAUAGGAUCGUUCCUCCUUCCACGUGGCCCACCCGGCUCUGCGCUGGCUCCAGUGAUGACAGCUCUUGGCCAGUGACCCAGCCCCUGGGCGGGACCCCUGUUCCACAGGGACUGACAUUGGGCAACUUCACCCUGGGGCUCAGCCCCGACCCCCGUGGGCUGGGGCGAGCCUGGGUGUCCAUCACCACUCCGUGUGCAUGUUGCACUGUCCCCACCACCUCCCUCGCCUCCAGUUUGCCCCUUCCAUACACGUGGGUUCAGCUGCUGCUCCCGCCGCUCCCAGAGCAGCUGAGGGAGGGUCAGGAACGUGCACUGAGGAACCACUGAAGGGCUGGCAGGGGAGAGGGGGAGAGUCGUGCCCUUGGUGCUGGGGAAAGGGGGAGUGAGAAUCAUGGUUUGGUCCUCCCACACCAGCUGCUCAUGUUUCCUGUGGGUAACCUGCAGGGAGGGUAACUGCCUCACAUGAGGAACUACCCAGCCCCACCAGCCCUCUGGAGUGACGUACAAAGAAGUGUAGAAUUCGGGAUGCAUUGAGUAGAAGGCAGGGAAUGAAAUUGCUAUUUCAUAGUGAAAUAUAUAUGUAUUAUAGUGUAUAGAUCUUUCUGCCUCUGUCCGAGUUGGAAUGUAGCAGGGGAGGGGAGCUGGGGGUGUAGAGUCUAGUCCAGAGCCCGUCUCCUCCCCUGUGUGUGCCCUCCCUUGGCACUGGGCUCUUGCAGGAUCUGGAGUGAUGGAAUCUGUACACGGAUCACAACAGCUUUUCCUUGCAGAGGAAGGUGCCCCCAGCUGCUCGCUGUGGUGGUCUGGGCUGUGCUGGGCUGUCCUGGCUGCAGGACCCCUCUGGCUGGGGCCAGCUGAGCCUCUGCUCACUGGCAGCUCAUGUCCAGCCUGUGUGGAGGGCCCAGAGCUGCAGCCAGGCCCUGGGCCCUGCUACAUUCCCAUGCAAAUCCUCCUGCCCUGGCUGAGGCUCUUGCCCUGCUCAGACCGCGUUCCUCACUCCCCUCCCAUUGUGUCACUGGAGCAGAGGGGUCCAAGCUCCGUCUGUGCAGGGCCUGGAUGUGCUGGCACUGCCAGCUCUGGCAGGGGCUGGGCAGGACCUGGGGGUGACUCUACAGGUCAGGCUGGGUGUUAGAAGGCCUUGCAGACUGGAUGGCCACAGAAAGCCAUGGCAGUGUCUGAGCCCUGGGGCUGGGAGGUCAUUAAUCAAAGAGCACAGGAGGGGAGGGCCCUGGACAGGAGGAAGGCCCAGGGGCUGGCAUGGACCUUCUGGGAGCAGCACAAGGCUCUUCUGGGAGGUGCUGGUCCUUCUGGGGCUCAGAGGCGUAGCUCAAUGACUGAUACAAGGUAAAAAAGUGUUUAUGAGUCAAGCUGGUGUCAGUGGCACUGGGCAGGCACCUCCUCCCCCGGCCCAGCUGCCCACAGCAGCAGAAGGGGCAGGGGCACAGUGACCCCUUCCAGCCCCAGUGCUUUCCCAGGGCCCCUGAUGCUCCUUCCAGCCUCAGUUCCACAACACCCUCAGCUGUGUUACCACUUUUCAGUCUGGGGUAUUUUCACUUAUCCACUUUUUACUUAAGCACAUCUGUUGGUUUAGAGGUUCUUUAGCAGCCCAGGCCCUUGGUUUUCCUCAGCAUUUGCCUUUUCUGGACCAGAAUGAAGCUCGUUGUCUCCUGAGUGCCUGGCACUGAAGUGUGUGUGUGUCCCUUUCCUCUCCUCCCCCUACAUGACCCCACUCCACUGCUGCAGCACUGGAGCACAUCCCCAGGGGAGCUGUGACUGGUCUGUGCCCUCCUGCCACCCUGUCCCGAGGCAUUAGCCCUGUCCCCACUUUGCAGCCCAGUAUUUAUUGAAGAGCCUCUCGCUAAAUAUCUUCAAUUAAACCAAACCUCUUUUCUGA
Messenger RNA from Myiozetetes cayanensis, 3323 nucleotides. It is a transcript of the gene NAA60, whose product is annotated as N-alpha-acetyltransferase 60, NatF catalytic subunit. NCBI's taxonomy places the organism in Eukaryota, Metazoa, Chordata, Aves, Passeriformes, Tyrannidae. Gene Ontology annotation, molecular function: protein-N-terminal amino-acid acetyltransferase activity; histone acetyltransferase activity. Gene Ontology annotation, cellular component: Golgi membrane. The record is from RefSeq and is a predicted model, not a curated record. Gene Ontology annotation, biological process: N-terminal peptidyl-methionine acetylation. The coding region runs from base 412 to 1140 and encodes 242 amino acids. The transcript is spliced from 7 exons.